Molecule: messenger RNA, 1579 nt
Organism: Prorocentrum cordatum
Lineage: Eukaryota; Dinophyceae; Prorocentrales; Prorocentraceae
Source: the annotation of a GenBank genome assembly
AGCUGGUCUACUGUUGGUCACAGGUGUUGUAUGUUUCCGUGCAUCUGUAGCCAUGUUGGCUCCAGCCAUUUGGGAUCAAACCAUGUUGUUUGAGAGCAGAUUCCGCACAUCGUCGAGGGUGCCCGCAGUAUUCGAGUUGGUACUUGGUCGGCUCCUUGUCUAGAUUCGUGUCAGCAUUUAAGGUCAAUUAUGCGCUCGAUUGUUGCAGCCAGGCGGUGCUUCCUCAGUCGCCCACCGGCUUCUUUUACCAUACUCGAUCAGUGUCAUGUCCGGCGUUUUGCGGCUGACGUAGUGCACCCUCUUGGAGGGACGGUGUCAGAUUUCAAGAAUAUACCAAACGUUGCAACUGCAACGGUUACCGAUUACGCAAAGUGGUUGGGUUCUGUUGAUCGGAAACUUCAUGUUGUGUUUGGUCGAGAUUCAGAUGCAGUUUUUGGACUCUUCGAUGCCCAGCCAAGUAUGGACAAUUUUGUUUCUGCAAGCAUUGGCGCCGGCGGAUCUUUUGAGGAUGGGGGUGUUGGCUUGGACGGCCAGUUUGAUUCUGCCCUUGCAGAUGCUGGACAUUCACCCCGAGAUUUUCAAAAGGUGCAUCAACAUUUGUUUGAUGAAGCAUGCAAGAGACCAGGGAUGUUGGUGGCUGCAGUGCCAGAGGCCUUGAAGCAGGCAGAUGGUCUGGAGGCAGCAUUCGCUAUGACUGCUACUACUGAUGGUCGAUCAUUCGUAGCAUUGGAUAUAUUCAAGAGGGAGUAUCGCCCGCUACAUGUCGAGAACAUCGCCAUGGUCUACUGCGUGCGGCCAGAUCGGGCACUUUUUGAAUGUGAUGAAGAGUUUCUAGAAGCUUUGUCGCUAUUGGGUGAAGUAUGUGCGCAUGCUUGCAAUUGCUACAACUACCGGGUUGCGAAUGACUUGUCAAACCUUGCCCUACCACCUGUGUGGAGAGUCCGCAUGGGGUUGGUCAGCGGUGGAAAGCUAGCUGCUGGCGAUGUGUCUGACACUGCGGUCGCACUUGCUCUUCUUCGAGGCUUGGCCACCGGCACUGCGCUGGAUAUUGACACUGCGUUCGGUGCGCAAGGCGGCGAUGAAAUGGAGUUUGAGAUGAUUGGCAACGCAGAUUCGUUCCAGGGUGCCUGGGACGAGUUACGGGGUUCCCCUGAGUAGAUGGGAACUCUCUGGAAGCAUCUCCCUCGGGCGUGCGUGCGUAGACGGCACAAACAAUGUGGCGAUUGCUUGGCAGAUGCGUGAGAAGAGAAGGUGUGACACGCCUCCGUGCAGGUGCAGCCGCGAGCCUCGCAGCUCGCACUUCCGCCUGCUGCCCGCGCUUCAGGACCCUCGGCGCCGCGGACUUGAAAUACGGGGCGUGACAACUCCCGCAUGAAAAGAGCAGCCGCGAGCUCACAGUGUGCAUGCUCUGCACAGGUGCACGUCCCACGGUGUGCUCUGGGGCCUCCUCGGGCAGUGCUGCCCCUCCCGGGCAGGAGGUGCGGGACCCGGGCCUGCCGGCGCUGCCCACACGGGGAUGCCUUCGAAGAAGGUCGACGGGCUCCUCAGGAGGCAGGGGCCGCCGCAGGAGGAGGAGGAG